Messenger RNA from Helianthus annuus (common sunflower), 993 nucleotides. Its product is annotated as cyclin-dependent kinase inhibitor 7. Gene Ontology annotation, biological process: negative regulation of cyclin-dependent protein serine/threonine kinase activity. Gene Ontology annotation, cellular component: nucleus. Lineage: Eukaryota; Viridiplantae; Streptophyta; Magnoliopsida; Asterales; Asteraceae. The record is from RefSeq and is a predicted model, not a curated record. The transcript has 4 exons. Bases 113 to 736 code for a protein of 207 amino acids. Gene Ontology annotation, molecular function: cyclin-dependent protein serine/threonine kinase inhibitor activity.
AACCUCAAUAAUUUUCCACCGUUAGAUAUAUACACACAUCACUCCUUAUACUCUCUCUCCUCAACGGGCUGCUUCUUUGGUCCCUAGAGAAAAAAAAUAAACUGUGUGAGAGAUGAAUACCAACAGAUGCAAAACCAUUGAUGAAAUUUCACUCAUGAAGGGUCCAAAUUCUCUCGGAGGCGUGCGCCGAAGUAGAGAUACAGACGUUACAAGCUCCGGUUCCACUAAACGAACAAAAUUCGAUCAUGAUGAUCACGACAAUGUUGUUCUUCAGCUGGAAAAUCAUUGCCAGAGUAAAAUUGACAUGAAUUUAACCGAGAAGGAUGUUUCUUCGACGGAUUCGGGUGAUCAUGUUGUGUCGUCAACUUGUUUUGAAGAUAAUUUGAGUUUAGAUCUGAAGACCGAGUCUCGUUUCAAAACGGAAACAUCCAUGUCCAGCAAUGACGGUUUCAGAGAAACGUCAUCAUCAAGCGAGAUUUGUCUAGAUUCCGACGAAAUGGAGUCUUCAUCGAAAUUAAAAUCGAAUCCUUCACCGCCACUACCGCUAUCACCGGCCGCUACCUCCUGUCGUAAACCGCCCACCGCGGAAAAUAAUCCGACGCCUGCGGAGAUCGACGAGUUUUUCUCCGUCUUCGAGAAAAAAGAACAAAAGCGAUUCGCCGAUAAAUACAACUAUGAUAUCGUGAAUGAUGUACCAAUGGAAGGUAGGUACCAGUGGGUGGUAUUAAAGCCAUGAAUGUGAGAUCAAACAAGCAGGUGAAUGCUAAUUAAGCUUUGACAGUGAAGGAAGAUGCUGCUGCUUCUUCUUUGUUAAUUAAUUUUUAAUAAUAAUAAUAAUCACAAUUUCCAACUGUCACUAAAUUCAAAAAAAUUCAGUUUAUUUGGAUUAUGGCAGUUAAAGGAAAUCCUGUUUUAUGUAUAGGCACAUCAAUUUCUAACUACUAUGUGUAAAAUAGCUGCUUUCUGUUUUAUUUUGAUUUGUGACCUACACUA